AUGUGCCGGAAUAGAAGGGACGUCGUGGCCUCCGCUCCCCAUCCCCGACGCAGACCCCAACCCAGGCCCUCCCCCCGCGCCUCCGCAUCCUCCUCCGCCGCCCCCUCCUCCUCGUCAGCACCCGCCGCCUCCUCGUCAGCACCCGUCGCCACCAGCUCCGCCAGAAGUGACCUCACCGCCCUCUUCUCCACCUCCUCCUCCUCGACCUCCCUCCACGACCUCCGCCUCUCCCUCCGCGACAAGGGCCCUAUCCUAUACUCCUUCACCGAGAUCCUCGCCGCCACCAACAGCUUCCUCUCCCCUCCCCUCUCCUCCUCCUCCUCCUCCUGGCGCUGCUCCCUCCGCGGCGCCGACGCCACCGUCGUCCGCCGCCCCUUCCGCGGCGACGCCGCCGCCCUCCCCGCCCGCCUCGCCGCCCUCUGCCGCAGCAACCACACGGCCGUCGCCCGCCUCCUCGGCGCCUCCCUCGCCGGCGACCACCUCUACCUCGUCUACGAGUACGUCCCCGGUGCUACCCUCGCCGACUGCCUCAGAAACCCUAGAAACCCUAGCUUCUCCCCCCUCUCCUCCUGGCUCUCCCGCGUCCAGGUCGCCGCCGACCUGGCCCAGGGGCUCGAGUACAUCCACCACUAUUCCGCCGGCACCAGCACGCAGUCGCCCGCGCCGCCGGAGCGCAGGCGGCCCCGCGGCACCGUCCACGACCGGAUCAAGAGCUCCGCCGUCAUAGUCACCGAGCACGGCUUCCGCGCCAAGAUCUGCCACCUCGGCGCCGCGGAGCUCGCCGGGGACGUCCCGGUCGACGACGAGGAGACGGAAUCCGGGGAGAUCGCGAGCGCCUCUACUCCGCGGAGAUCGGAGACCCGGGCGACGAGGAUCGAGGGGACGAGGGGGUACAUCGCGCCGGAGUUGAUCGCUGGCGGGCGGAUCUCGCGGAGAUCCGACGUGUUCGCAUUCGGCGUCGUCCUCCUCGAGCUGCUCUCUGGGGAGGAGCCGCUCCGUUACCGGUACGACCGGGAGAGCGGGGGGUUGGAGAGGAUUUCGAUCAUCGAGACGGCGCGGAGGGCGGCGGAGGAGGAAGAGGUGGAGGAGAGGUAUAUGAGGGUGAGGGGGUGGGUGGACCGGAGGUUACGGGACUCGUUCCCGGUGGAGGCGGCGGAGAAGCUGAUCCAGGUGGCGCUGCGGUGCGUGGAGGCGGAGGCGGAGGCGGGGAGGAGGCCGGACAUGAUAUGGGUGGCGGGGAAGCUGUCGAAGCAGUUGAUCGAGGCUAAGGCGUGGGACGAGAAGGUCAGGGUUCCGGCGGAUUUCUCUGUGUCGCUUGCUCCGCGGUGA
Phoenix dactylifera (date palm) is the source of this 1329-nucleotide messenger RNA. RefSeq names its product lysM domain receptor-like kinase 3. NCBI's taxonomy places the organism in Eukaryota, Viridiplantae, Streptophyta, Magnoliopsida, Arecales, Arecaceae. Gene Ontology annotation, molecular function: ATP binding; protein kinase activity. The record is from RefSeq and is a predicted model, not a curated record. Gene Ontology annotation, biological process: protein phosphorylation.